AUUAAAAAGAUAAUAAAUCUCUGUUAUAUCUGGGAUAAUAAGUGCAUGGAAUGUUUCAGAUGCAUGGUUUUUUUUGUGGACAGUGCAUAUUUAAGCUUUCCAAUCACAACAAAGCUGCACUAAAAUAAGUGAAGCAGGCACAGGAGGGUUGAACUAUAAACACCUGAGGUAGCCAUUGAGGAAGGUCAAUGCCCUCUGAUUGCUUCUGCGGGACUGACUGCCCUCAACAGAGGAAGAGUGCCUGAAACAAAAACAAAUGUGAUUGAGUUUAUUGUAAUUUGAUAUAGCUGAAUCUUUUUAAUUUACAAUGACAUAUAAGCACUGAAGACUGAGAGCUCAUUGAAAGAAUGUAAUUAUUUCCAUCCCAGUUGUUUGACAUUUUGAUCAAUUCGCACCUCAUAGAGAAUGAUUAUGAAGUCCACGCUUUGCCACAGCUGGCAAAUUAUUGAAUAAAUCAUUCACAUAUCUUAUUCCAAUAUCUGCUUGCAGGAAUUCCUUUAACUGUGACCGACUUAUUAAGUCUAUCUGUCUUUAUUGCAUUAUGUGCCUGCACUUCUCCUACUCUCUAUUACUCAUUGCCUUUUCUUUAUAUUCAUCAUUGUCUUGGAUAGACUCCAGAAGGGGACCAGGCACUGAAAGUGUCUCUAAUUAAUUUGCCCCACAUGCGGUGCACGUUAAGGUUAACUUGUGGUGACAGAACAUAGCCAUCAGCCCAAUACUGAAUAUCCUCAUCACACGUGACACUGUCGCUUAUGUCCCUGAAUUGUGUAAAAGCAAGCCCAUACCAACGUCCUGAUUGUGGUUUACUGUGUAUCAUUUUGAGGCUCUGUUAGUCUCCUGCUCUGUGAAAAUUAGAUUUAUUCUGUAACCACAAAAACCACUUCUUGCUUGAGUUACUGCACAGGCAGAAGCUUUUGGUAAGUUUUGUUCUGUGUCGGAUAGUUUUUAAUUGUCUAAUGAAGUAUUUGGAUAAUAAGAUGAUGGAUGAUGUGAAUGAUUUACAGUUCACAAACUAAACUACACUUAUCCAAGAUUUAUAUGACAUGAGCACUAAAUAUCCAAGGUACUUCUGUCUGAUGAACCUCCCAGACAAAACAAACUGUGCAAGCUACUUCUCUGAGAGUCAUAAUUUCAAGAAGCCCUCAUUAUUAUGAGAUACUGACUCAUAAUUAGGAGAAAGUGUCAUCUUGACUACAGAAAUAAUUUUCUUUUUUCAAGUGGCAAAAAUGGGUUUCUAUACUGAACUGUCUACAUAGGUAGAUGUAAUGUGAAAGAUGUAAAUGUGAAAGCAACUGUCUAUUCAGGGAUAUAAAGGAAUAGGAAACCAAUAUUCAUAAGUGUAUUUACAUGAAUAGAAGUAACAAUACUCCUCCACUCCAUAGCAAGUAGCUAGCUAGGUGCACAAAUACAUGACAAAUUUUAUGCAAAUAUGAGCUUUAUGUAAUGUAAUGAAAUUUAGAAGUAAUAAAGAUUGUAAAAACAAAGAAAGUAGGUUAGUUUAAUACUUUAGUUAUUUUGACUAGAACUCUAAACAUGUUACAUUGGUUUCCAUUUUUAAAUGAACUGUUGUUCUUGGCCAAUAUGGAAAACAUAACAAAACAAAACAAAACAUGGCUGUUUCACCCACUGUGCCACAGUGGCAAGAUCACCUAUCCCUCAUAUACCAACUCAUAUUCCUUAGUUAAGGGUUUAAAAGUUCAAAGAGUGAAUCAGCAUCAAAUAAUGCAGCCACUAGUGAAUAGUACACGUUGAAUCAAACUUGAAACAAUUAUUUGGUUGUCACUGACAAAAGGUGUGUACAACAUGCAGUUCAAGACAAUUUACUUAGGCUUACUUAGGCUUUUCUUUCAGAGCUAGAAAGGGAAGUCCAGUCCUGGUAGAUACAUUUUGUGUAGUUCUGCAGAUGUACAACUCAAGAUGAGCUACUUUACUGCAGUGGACUUGAGAUCUUGGGACUUAUCCAGUAUACAAUCUCUCCACAAAUGUCAGAAGCAUUAUUCAAUUUUAAAGAUCUGAAAAGCUACUCCAGGACAAAGAGUUUUGCAUGCUAUGAUUCAGAAGCCAAGAUGUCUUUUGAAAAUAAACUGAUUUAAAAUCAGUCUGAAGAGGUUAGUAAAAUACAUGACAAGCCAAGUAUAUCGAGCCACCUUCAGGAUUCAAUCAAUAACUUAUUUCAAUUUAUUGAAACCAUCUGCACUCAAAUAUAGAUAAUCAUUUCAUGGCAACUAAACUUUUGUCGCUCGGUGAAAGGAGGACGAAAAAUAAGAUGAAGAUAAGUAGAAGGGACGUUAACUCCAGCACUGGCUGCUGCACACAACUUAAAUGCACACAGAACAGCUCAAAUCUGCUUGUAACAAAUGAUGUUAAACUGGGCAUAAACGAUGUGGUUAAAGGAGUUGGAUAUUUUAUAUUUUAGGAGUUGUGUUUAUAUUUCAAUUGAACUGGCUUAGUCAAACAAAAUGGAAAAAUUUCAAAUAAACGCAGGUUAGUCCAGAUUAAUGGUGUAAUGUCAUCAUUAACUCGAAGGGCAAUUCAGGUUCUUAUCAUUGCAUUUGUCUAGUUUCAGGCCCAGAAAAAACAACAACAUGAAAUUCACAGCAACACUAGGUAUCAGUCAAAAACAAACAAUUUGCUAACAAUUAAGAUUCUCCAUCCCCCUCAUUAAUUGUUCAUGUACAGUAUGCAGUGGAAUUGUGAGGACUGUAAAGUUCCAUAACAAGUUUGAAAUUAAUCUAGUGAGACAUUAUGAAGUUUCUUUUCCAUGCCUAAGGAGAAAACUGAAGGAGAAAAGUGAAAACUGAACUCUUCUUUGGUUAACUCAUGUCAGACGUUUUUCUUCCUGCUGCUAAGGGCAUUAUUGUAACACAGGGACAGUUACAGUGAGGUUGAUGGUGCAACUCUGUGGCCAAAUUAAUGGUACAUAAACUCAGCUUAUAUUAGCCACAGUCUUUUUAUAAAAUGUAUUGGGAUCAGUGCAAAGGCCCACUGACUCCAGGCAAAUUGAUCAAGCUUACUGUAAAACUAACAGAAUGAAGCAAAGGCAACACUCCAGGUUUAGUGGAGCGCUACAUAACUCAAAAGGCCUAGACAGUAUUUCUGUCAGAGGAUCCCUCAGUGAUCCUCUUGUGCUUGCUCCCAGUUUUACGCUCAGAAUGUCUGUGGUUGUUAGUAACUCAUUCUGUAGUAAUGUCUCAUUAUCUAGAUUUAUUAUAGUUUUGUUUGAAAGAGUAUCUUCUUCACUUGAAAUGAAACAGUAGACAGCUGUUUCCUGAGCUUUACUCUUUUAAAUGACCUAUGCCAUUUCAAUUACUUCCCAAACAUGGUAGGAUGGAAUAUCCCAUAAACAUGGUAUUUCCCUAUGUUUUUAUGACAACCAUUUAAAAACCACUGUUCAACUAAUUGCUGGAAUGUUUUUUUAAUAGACAUGUACUAGACUUUUAGGUUGUAUUGGGAUGACAGCGCAGACAUUAAAAAACAUAAUAGUCAAAUUUUUCCUGGAAAUUCAUUUCAUUCUAAAUAAACAUUUAAACCAUUUAAAAAGAAUUGUCCCACAAAACAGAUGGCCAGAUACAGAGUCAUGCACCAGACAUGGAAAGUCUGGCACUUAUUAUUAAAUAACUGAUCUUAUUAAUCAUUUAAAAAGAUAUGUUAGUUCAAAUGCACCUCGGCCAUCCAUAUGGACAAUACCCUUGACUGCUACCCUUGAAUUUGACACAGUGCUACAUACUCAGUAGACAUGUGCAGUCGUGUACACAAUCCAUGUUAUGUUGUGUGGUUGUUGUUUUUGUUAUACCAUUUUGUCCCCAGGGACUUCCUGGUGUGCCCUCCAUGGCUGCAUUACACAGCAAUCAAAUCCUGACUGUAAAGGGUGAUCAAGGUCAAGCAGGCCCUCCAGGACCUCCUGGACCUCCAGGUCCUCCUGGCCCCAGGGGACCCCCAGGAGACACAGGGAAGGAUGGUCCCAGGGGAGCUCCAGGGCUACCAGGUGACCCAGGAACCCCAGGAGAGCUCGGCCCCAUGGGACCUGAGGGCCCUCCAGGCCUCAAGGGAUCCACUGGGUCACCUGGCAUUCCAGGUAUUGAUGGAUUGAAGGGUGACAGAGGAGAGCAAGGUGAAAAGGGUGAUAUGGGAGAAGAGGGGCCAAAAGGCAAUGUUGGUGAGAAGGGUGAUGCGGGUUCUUCUGCUGCUGGCAUUAAGGGUGAACCAGGUGAACCAGGACGAAGUGGGCAAAAGGGAGAACCAGGACUUCCAGGGCUGCCUGGACUUCCCGGAAUAAAGGGUGAACCUGGCUUUCUCGGCCCGCAGGGUGAGCCAGGGCUACCAGGACUACCUGGAACAAAGGGAGAACGAGGAGAGCCAGGACCGCCAGGAAAGGGUGAACGUGGGGAGACAGGCCCAGUUGGACCAAAGGGAGCAGAAGGGGAGCCAGGAACACCGGGACUCAAAGGAUCCAAGGGGGAAACUGGAGAUAAAGGAGAUGUUGGAUUUACAGGACCCACAGGUCCAGCUGGAGAGAAAGGUGACCAGGGCACAACUGAAAUAAUUGACUACAAUGGAAACAUCCAAGAAGCGCUUCAGAAGAUAACCACUAUUACAGUGACGGGUCCCCCUGGGCCUCCUGGACCAAUUGGACCACAGGGCAUUAAGGGUGAUCAAGGUCCUCCUGGUCUUCCAGGUCUUGAUGGCGAGAGGGGUCACAAGGGUUCAAAAGGAGACAUGGGAAUGCCAGGAAUGUCUGGCGAUAAGGGAUCUGUAGGAUUGCCUGGGCUACCAGGUUUCAAUGGUCAGAAAGGUGAAAAAGGUGAUAAUGGCAUGCCUGGACCUCAAGGACCAUCUAUUAUUGGCCCUCCUGGGGCACUUGGUCCACAUGGUCCUCCUGGUCCAAUGGGCCCACAUGGAUUCCCUGGACAAAAGGGAGAAGCAGGUUUGCCUGGUUUGAAGGGAGCACGUGGGGAGCCCGGGUAUAAGGGUGACCGUGGACCCCUGGGCCUCCCUGGAGCGUCUGGCUUGGAUGGCAAGCCGGGAUUAAGGGGUACAGAUGGCCCAACUGGUGCUCCUGGUCCUGCUGGUCCUAAAGGAGAUAGAGGUGAGAAAGGUGUUACAGGUGAACCUGGGCCAAGAGGACCAUAUGGAUUACCUGGUGCUGCUGGGACACCUGGCUUGGAUGGGUUACCAGGCUUAAGGGGAGAGAAGGGCGACGUGGGGGAAAGAGGAGAAAAGGGGGAGAAGGGAAAGAAGGGCAAAAAAGGGCCUAAGGGGGAGAAAGGAGAACAGGGUGCCCCUGGAUUAGAUGCACCCUGCCCAUUGGGGCCAGAUGGAUUACCAAUGCCUGGUUGCUGGCAAAAGGGAGUCACACCUUGGCUGGUGGCCUGAGAGAGUCAUUUAAGUGGAGGUGGAAUGAGAUUGUUGGUUUUACUUUAUUGUAAAGAGGUCCGUUCCUUCAGCUCUUCGGGAUUUCACUCCCUGAGCACCGUUACUUAUUGAAACGAACAACAAACUCUUAAUCACAGGAUGAGUGGAAGAAGAAGGCAGCUGCUGCACUGUCUUCAUCUAAUUCUGGGUCCGACGGCGGAUCAGAAACUCCACCCUGCACUUUAUUGGAGUGGGUGUGUGCAAAAGGAUGGAGGUUUCCAACACAAGUCCCAUCAUCAGCAGUGGCAUCUCUGUAUUUCUCUGAAAUGGGACACUUGAUGGGAUCUAGAGAGGAUGAUG
Ictalurus punctatus (channel catfish) is the source of this 5712-nucleotide messenger RNA. RefSeq names its product collagen alpha-1(XXV) chain. NCBI's taxonomy places the organism in Eukaryota, Metazoa, Chordata, Actinopteri, Siluriformes, Ictaluridae. The coding region runs from base 3760 to 5373 and encodes 537 amino acids. The record is from RefSeq and is a predicted model, not a curated record. The transcript has 31 exons.